Messenger RNA from Cinara cedri, 14826 nucleotides. The record is from the annotation of a GenBank genome assembly. Lineage: Eukaryota; Metazoa; Arthropoda; Insecta; Hemiptera; Aphididae.
AACGAUAUAAAUACCGCGCCCGGACCGGGCCGCCGUUCAGACUAGCCGCCGACGACAGCGCCGCACCGCAACACGACCGCGCACCGAGCACCCGACCGCGCCACUCUCGAUUGUCGCUCGACCAUCGCAAUAAGUCCAACAGCACCCGCACCGCAACGCAACCGUCGCCGUACCGAAAGUCCGCGGCAGUUAGUUCACUUCGCGCAUCCGUAACCGUCAACCCGAACAGACCAUCCAGACCCGGCACCAUGGAAGCGUACUUCAAGGGCAAAAAAUUCAUCGUCACCGGCGCCAACGCGGGUAAGUCGUCGCCGGGCCGUACCGGUCCGUCCUCGCGAUGCCGAUUGAACAUUCGGGGAGAUAUACCCAGAAUCAAUCGUUAACGCGGUUUUUAAAUUAAAAUCUCUUUAUUUUACAAUGAGAGAGAUUAAAAUUUCGAUGUGUCCGCCGGUACCCAUACUUGCCGUAAAUCGUUGAAUAAUGUUCAUUUAUCGAAAAAAAAAAAAAAUAAAUAAAUAAAUAAAAAUACUCCGCACGACGGAUGGGCCACUGUUGCACGCGAGAAGUUAACGGAAACAUAGAAUAUAUAUAAAGGGGAAUUUAAUGCGUAUCUGUACGCAACGAUUGACCGUUGCUAACGAAAAACGGUUCUGAGCUGUGUUCGAUUUUACGUGUUUUGAAAAGCCGUAACGUUUACGAUUUCCGUCAAAAUUGUACAUAAAAAUUCCUAUAAAGAAACAGAAAUCUACAUUACGUUAAAUUUCUUUUUAAUUUUUUACCACAAUUUUUAACCUCCUGUUCAAUUUUCGAGCGUUUCUGUUUGGUCUCGCUAUUUCAUCCACAGAAUACUUGCCGAAUAAAAAUUACGUAUAAAAACCGUGAAAGAUUUCUGGUAGAAAAGUUGGUUUACGGAUGAAAAAAAAAAAAAUGAACGUCACUUUAAAACCAAUCAUUCCUCGUUUCGCUCAGAAUCUAAAACCUGAACGUAUACCUGUACAAUAAAUAUUAUUGUCUUGUUUAAAACGAAGCCUACACAUUCGAAUCAACUAAAAUACGAAAGAGAUAAAAUUAGUGCCUACAUAAAUAGUAAAUCGGUUAAUAAUAAUUAUCUAUAGAUAUACCUAGAAUCGUAUAUUAUAUACAAAAUUAUAGAAAUUAUAAAUUAAUACUUUUUUUUUUUUUUUUUACCUAUCCCGGGUACACGUUAUACAAUAUUGCACAGUUUUCAAAUUCGAUAACUACCUCGUCGGCAAAAUCGGUUCAAAUGAAUGACGACGGCGCGUUAUUUGUUUUGUUUUCCGUGUUUUGUUGUAGCUAAUGAGGCGGGCUGAUAAUAUUAUAAUUAUAGGUACUUAUUUUAAAAAAAAACUCAAACGAGAAUAAUAUAAUAACAAGUCGUUUUCCAUAACAGUCCGAAACCGAUAUCAAACGACACGUAACGUAACAAAAACGUAACAAGUUAAAUGGUGUUGUUAUCGAUUUAUCGAUGCCGAAACAAAGUUUGGGUUAUGUUUGCGCACACGGAAAGCGUCCAGUACCCGCGUUUGCUCGCGGAAUUCUAUCACGACUAUCCGGAUUUUUUGCACGAACGAUUCUCGUCAUGCGUACGACGCUGAAAAUAUUGCUCCGCAUUUAAUGCAUUCGAUUUUUCUCAACCCCCCGGGUUUCGCCGGAGAGUGAAUUACUAACGGAAAUCGGCGUACAGAUGUUCUGUAAUGAUCAUGGAACUCUUUGGUAACCUUGCAAGAAAUCUUAACGGAAAUCUUGAUAAUCAUUGGGAGAAAAUCGCUCGAAAGUUCGUAAAGAUUCGCCGAAAGCGCACUUGCGUUUCGGUUUCGGCAUAGUUAAUUAUUAAUUAGAGUUUGAAAAUACAGCGUUUAAAAUAACGGUGGAAAAACUGUCCGUUCAUAAUUUAGUUGCGUUCAUAAUUUAUCGAUAAUUAAUAUUUAAUCGGGAUUCAGAAAGCGGAAUAUCGAUUAUAUUAUUUGUCUAUAAAAUUAUUUUUCUCAUUAAACAAAUUGAAGUUUUUGAUCGGAAAUAUGAAAAUCUAUUGAUAUUUCAAAAUACGGGGAUUAAUUCAUUAUUAUUAUUUUUUUUUUUUUUACUUCAAUGGGAACGGCGAGACGUUAUCACGAAAUACUGUGGACGUACGGUGGAAUCCCUAGACUUCUAACAGACUUUAAGUAUUUUUUCUUGUUUACGUCCUUAUUGAUGAGACUUAUAUUUAUUUAUUUUUAUGCUCUAAAAUAACAAAAAAAUUAAAUCGCUGUCCAAUUGGUCGGUUUCUGUUUUUUUUUUUUUUUUUUUUUUUUUUUUUUUUUUUUGUUGUCCUAAACGCAUUUCGAACAUAAUUUAUUCUAUUAUCGUUUUUUAAACGAUCUUAUUAAAAUUAAAAUAAAAUAACAAGGAAUAGUCGACGCAACAUUGUUUUUCUCGGUAUUUCGUGUAUUUUUUUCGGUUGUUUUAAAAUAAUUAUUUCCGUACAUAUUGACCUUAAUACAUUUUUUUUUUUUAAUCCGAAACAUUUCUACCGACGCUCGUCGUAUCCUGAUUCUAUGUAGAAUUCGGAUUAGUCUGCCGUGUGUGUGUGUGUGUUUUGAUUUUUUUCAGCUACAGUUUUCUGACGGUCGUGUAUAAAAAAUAAAAGUUGUUAUUUUUAAAAAUGUACAAUUAUUUGCAAAGGUCAGCCCGUUCUUUUUCGGUUAUUCGGUAUAGUUUUAUUCAAAUCAAUCUCUUUUGAUGUUCGAUAAAAAAAAAACACACACACAUAAAUAAAAUAUCUCCGUCCUCUCCCCGCCCUUACAUUUCUAUUGGUAAUAUUUGGACUUUCGUUUUAUGACUCUAUAAUAUGCGUAUACUUUCAUAUUUCGUAUAUAUUCAUAUAUUUUUACGAUUUAGAUUCAGGGUGUACCGAGUAAUGUAAGGUUUAUUUUUUUUUACAUUUUUUUUUUUUAUCUGGGAAUAACUUUUCUACCAGAAAUUCAGCUCUAAUUUUCAAUCGUAGUGCGUUUUCCCAAAAGAAAUUUUAUCUGGGUGGUGCAUUGAGAAGGUGAUUUUUUAUUUUCCAGGCGGUUUUCGCAAUAAUCGGGAAAAAUAGGAAAAUGUACGUACAUAUAUAAAAUAAAUUUCGCUCCGAAUCACAUUUCGUUUGCGAGAUGGGUUUUCUUUGCGUACAGAUACGGAAUUUGAUAAAUAAAUUAAAUUCCCAUCUAUAUCCACCGGACUUCACACGCACUUCAAUGGUUCGCACAGCGAUGCGGAAUACGUCCGUCUUUUUUUUUAUUUCGCGGUUUUCCAAUAGUAUUUCCUUCGCCUUAAUUAUUUCGCAACUCGAGACUUUAUCGCGGAUAUCGCGCUGUCCGGUCGGAUUGCUUUUUUCGUUUAUCACAUAUUACACGUUUGUAUAUUUAUACAGAAAACGAUAUUGUCCGUAUUAUAUCUAUAAUAAUAUGAUUUGUGUUUUCCGGAAUACGAGGUGAAAUCCAUACGUAUGUAUGAAUGACUCGUCGUGUGUAUUGUACUUUUGGUCCCGGGUACGGGCUUAAGUCGAUUCUGUGCGGUUUUCGUAGCGAGCAAAUUGAAUUCCGAAAACACGUGCACUUGUGUCGUUUAGACCGAAACGGAAUAAAGAGGAAACAAAUUACCUUUACUUAUAAAACAAAGGUAUAAAAAAAAAUAAACGCCAACAAUUCACACGAGCCUUUCUUUCCCGGGACAAAAGACGCGUUCGUCCGAAAGUUUCCCGAUGUUUCUCGCAGUGUUAUUAUCACGCGUGGUUUUUUUUUUCGUUUUGUUAUGUUUUGUUUUUUGAAUUUUUUAAAUGUAGACGAAAUAAUAUUUAUAAAUAUAUACCGACCGAACACCAACAAAAUAAUCCCAUCUUCCCCCCAAAAAAAGCUCCAGUACAUUAUUAAAGAUUUUCGGCGAUUUACACAUUAUCCGUAUUAUAAUAUUAUGUUUUUAGUUUUUUAAAACGGGAGGUUUUUUUUCUUAAUAUAGAAUGCAAUUAUUAUUAGUUAUUUAAUUAGAAUUUAAAAAACUUCGCUCUCAUUAAGUAGAACGUUGCAGCUAUAUUAUAGAGUAAUAUAAUGUCGUUACGACCGUUUGCUAUAUUAUCGUAUGGCGGAUAAUAGUUUGAGAGUUGAGCAGCACGUCUAAAGUUAAAAAAAAAUUAAAAAUAAAGAAUACAAGCACGAUUUUUAAUCCGACCGAACGAUUUAUUUCCAUUUCGAGGACCGCGGACAAGUAUCGUUGGAAUAAUUAUCAUAAGGUCGUUAUUUCUAUAACUAUAUAUAGUACGAAAAUUCGGUAAUCUCCUACGCGGUCACAUACCGAAAGCUCUUACAUCACGAGAUUGCGUUAACUCCUAUGAUAAAAAAAUUUGAAUGAAAAAAAAAAAAACAUUAAUCGCAUUAUUAAUAAAUAAUUUGCAUUAAUUUUACUGUAACAGACUGUAUAUUACGAUAGGCCGAUACACGAUAUCCGAUAAUCUCUAAAAUACAUCGUCUCCAAAUGUCGAGAAGACACUCGAAGUAUAAUGUUGUAACAAGAAGCGUGUCGUAACGUGCGAUAAGUCUAUAACCAUCCCAGACUCAAUAAAGUUAAAAAGGAUUUGCGUACGCCAUUUUUUUUUUUUUUUUUUUUAUCGUUGCAGUUUAAACGGGCCAGAGUCACUGUCUUUACGGACAAUUCGGGCAAUAAAGCUAUCCGAGUAGGAGUUGUUUACACGCGGCCGAACCUUUUAAAAAAAUUGAACAAUAUACACGCCUUUCGCACGUGGCGCGAUAUGAAAUUUGAAAUCUGUAAACGCGAUGUUUGUCGCCGUGUACGGCUUCUGUCGGUUCGAUACGUUUUGAACGAACAACCAUAACGACACCAGAAUGUUCUACAAAUAAUAUAUUGUGUGUAACAUUUUAUCGGUUAUUGUUUAGUAGGUACGCGUUCGAGUUCCAAACGACGGCGUGAAAAACGAAUUUUCCAAUUAUAAAAUGAUUUGAUUAUUUGCCAUAAUAUUAAUAACUUCGGUGCCGCGGUAUACCUGUACAGCGCAUACCUACCGACGGGAUUCGAUUAUAUUAUAAUAAUAUUUUAUUUUCGAAUAAAUUUAAUGUAAACGUUUUAUAAUUAAAACGCGUUUAGAAAAAAAAAAAAAAAAAAAUAAUAAUAAUAAUAAAAAAACUCAAAUAAAUACAUUACGCAACGCUCCAUGGGCGGAGGCGGCGGCGGCAGGGCGGUGAAAAGUGUUAUGGGGUGAGUGGUGGGGGGAGGAAACGAAUUUAAAAAUACUCGAAGCGCGUGAACUGCCGCGCGGUUUUUAUUACGAAAUCACGUGGAAACGAAAUAACAUUAUUAUACACAGGUGCAACACACGGCAAUCUACGUCAUAAACUAAACCGUAUAAAACAUAAUAGAAGGUUUUAAUAUGCGUCGCAAAAAACGCGAUCUAUAACCGUGUUGUUUUUCAACUCAUCCGCGCGGGCCACGCGCAGUAAAACGGAAUGUUUUUUUUUUUCUCGCCCAUAGGUAUUUGAUGUUUUUUUCCGCCCGAAAGAAACGCGGAUUUCGUCGCAUCCGACAAUAAUAAUAAUUAUGUAUUCGCCGAUAUUCGAAAUGGAGGGGAACGGGAAGGACGUGGCGGCACGAAUUUUCCUCUAUUUUUUUUUUCCUCAGUUAACUGCUAGGUAGGUAAAUUAAAUUACCCACGUUUGAAAAGUGGCGUAGAAACCCUCCUGCCCUCCGCUCGGAUCGAGUUCAAUAAUCUCAAGGGGACGACGAUUGGUUUUUCUCUGUUUUUUUUUUUAUUAUUCCUCCAAUAAACGAGCACCGAAUAAAAUAACUACUUACUAUCGAUAUGGUAUGAGUAUUUUUUUUUGUUACGGUCGUAGGCGAAUUUUUGUAUUGCCAUUAUUAUUAUUAUUAUUAUUAUUUUGUAGUCCACUAAUAUUUCUUAAAACGAAAUCAAAUCCUCCACACCUACGUUUAUAAUUUAUUAUUUUUGUUUAUAUUUGGAGGAGUAGUUUUUUCGGGUCGUGGUAUAUCGCUCGAAGACUUUUGUCUGUUACUCGUCUUUUUUCCCCCACCGGUUGUUCAUUUUUAUAUUUUAUAUUUACAUCGCAUUUUUUAUUCCUGGACCAGGUAUCGGCGAGACUAUCACCAACCGCCUGGUCGGCUUGGGCGCUCACGUGUUCGCCGUCGGACGCGAUCCAGCAAAAUUACCGCCGGCCAGCCCUAACCUCACGCCGGUGUGUGCCGACGUCGGGAAAUGGGAAGCGUACGAGACGAUCAAAGCUCUAGGACCGGUAGACGGACUGGUCAACAACGCUGGCGUCGCGUACAUCGAGUCGUUUUUGGAUAUGACCCAAGAAGGAUGGGACAAGUAAGCGUUUCCGGACAUUUUUUUUUAAAUUUUUUUAUUAAUGAAUAUCCACUGCUCGUGCCCCGCGUCCCAUGCAAAAGAGCUUCUCGAGCACAUAGACGGGACCACCCUCCCUCUGAAACUUCCGUUACAGAGUCUACUGAUUCAGCCGUUUGUUUUUCCUGCCGUGGACACACGGUGUAUCAAUGACACCGACCGUUUCACAGGAUUCGUGUCUAGGCGAUUUCUCGUUUUAACGCGUUACGCAGCGUCUUCAUAAGACGUAACUGGCGUUGUUAGUGAACGGCUUGAGUGGCUGUUACUGUACUUGCGUGUUAAGUGGCGCGGGAUAACCUCUCACGCGCGCACACGCACAAGUAUUAUUGCUACCGUUUAUAACUCACACAAUCCGUGCAACGAAAACUAUCAGACUCUCGGCAAUCGCAUAAAUAACAAUUCUGAAAACAGAUUUGGAUUCGACAUGAAUGAUUCGGCUGAAUGAGAUCGAUCGGUUUUAAAAAUAUUGUUUUAAACGAUAAACGUUUAUGAGGGGGAAAAAAAAAAAAAUGUAACAUUUUUAAUCCAAAGUAUGGCAAAAUAAAAUUUUAAAUUUUAAAAAUAUACGCCUGGUCGUUCUCGUCUAGACGUCGUGUAGAAUUCGAAUCUGUUUUCACGAUGUUUACUAUCGCUUCGCUACAUUGACCGGAUUGAUUACCGAAAUUUCUGGGUAAUUUUUACCCGAAAAAUCAUUCGGUAUCCAAUCGCGUUGUGCAAAAUCCCACGGACUUCACUUCGCGUCCAUUUUGACACGGAAAAAUUCCUCCAAAACCGCCACGAAGUGCUUUGAUUUGUUUUAUCGAAAAUAUCAUUAUUAUCGUCGUGGUUUUAUAAUAUUGUAUACACAACGUUUGUUAUUAUUCGUUUGCGGUUUUCAGCACGUUGAACAUCAACUCGCGGGGAAUCGUUAGGAUCAGCCAGGCCGUGGCCAAGAACAUGAUCGAUGCGAAAAUCAAAGGAUCCAUCGUCAACGUGUCGUCGACCAUUUCCGAAGUACGUUUUCUUUUUCCCAGUAAAAUAUUAUCGUGGCACAUUGGCGUUUUCCCAGUUUUUACUCGCGGUUUUUUUGCUCUCGAGUGUGCCGUGCACAUUGUCAAUUUUAGCACAUCCCCUUCAACACCCCCCCCCUCCCCCUCAAAAGCAAACACCGAACCGACGACGGUCCGGCUUGGAAACGAAAUCCGGACGAUAUUACGUAAUAAUCAGUAUUAUUUUGUUGAAAAUAACAUAUCGGUUAUGAUAAUUCAUACAAAGGUUACGUUUCGAUAUUCUGGCGCAGGUUCAAAGGUCUCUGUUGCCGUAUUAUACGGUGGCGAUAAAAUAAUAUACAAUAAUAAUUUGACGAAGCGUUUUUCGUUUGCUCCGACGUUCCACGGAAUUACUAUUACGACUGAUAACAAUUAUUGUUAGGCGUUAUUAUUAUUACCGAUUGUUGUGUUGUUAAGUAAUCGCGCGGUACUUACGAAAUUUUAUUACGAAAUCGCGUGCGUUGAAUUUCGCAUUUUUCCUCGGGUCUUCCAUUAAUAAAAUAAUUUAAAUCAAUCGAUUAAAUAAACGGCCACGUAUGAGUUUUAAGUUAUAACCGAUCGAGUACGUCGUUAUCGUAUUGUAAUAAUACCUAUUGAUAACUGAAAUCGCGUUACGGAAAACAAAAAAUAAUAACAACAACGACUAAUGUAUAUAAUUUUGUUUCUAAAAGGCGAGUAUUCGUUUUCGAUCAGUUCUUCUUUGUACCGAAAUCGACAAACAACGUACCGGUUUUAACGAUUUUUAGUUGCCUUCUCGUGCGGAAUUCUUCAUUUGGAAAUGCGCGAUCUAUUCUUCUUCUUAUCUUUCGCCUUCACCCCACAGGGUCGACCGCCCUUCUCAAUGACAUCCGACCAUUCUCUUUUCCGGCCUUCCACUUCCUUUCUUUUCUCCUGAGUUUAGUUUCAUUUCCACUCCUAUUGUUUCUGAUCUCACUCUCCUCGUGAUAUACCCAAACCGUUUUAUUAUAUUACCUCUAAUUAUGUCAACCGUUGAAGCCACGUCUAUGCUACGUCUUAAGUACUCGUUCAGUAUCCUACAUCCUUCGUCACUUCACUCAUCCAUCUAAGCAUUCUCGCCUCUGUUACACUCAUUUUCUGAUCUGUUUUUCUGUCUAUCGCCCCAACACUCCGGGCCGUACAACAUACUCAAUAUUAACGUAAUUUAUUAUUUGAUAAAAAAUCAACGUUUAAAUGCGAACUGUUCGCGACUAAUAGUGUUACAUAAUAUUGCGUAAAACGUGUAAAAUGGAUAAAACGUAAUAUUUAUAAGAACGCCGUUCGAAAAUGUUAUCGUUUUUACACCUAUUUAAUAUUAGUACGUACUCAUAAUAAUUAGAUUACCAGAUUCAUACCUGUAAUACGUUAUCGAGAACUUUUUUCCUUUUCAUAUUUUGUCAGAUUUCUGAUAAUAAUAUUCACGACUCAUAAACUAAUCAUAAAAAAUUACUUUACGCGUAACUUUUUUUUUCUUUAACUCCAAAUAAGAUUUAUAAUGAACUCCGUGUAAAAUUAUCAAGCAUUUCUGCUUGACCAGAGCGAUUUUGUGCACAUAAAACCAAAUAAAAACUACAAAAAAAACCCCGGAAAUUUCUAUUGCCUGUAGGUAAAUAGCUCAACAAUAGCCUGAAUGUUUGGAAAACUUUACCACAUCUAAAAAAGGCUUAUAUAAUAUGUAAGUAAUCUGUGAACAUUUCAAAUAAACUUUCCCGUUUUUUCUUUUCUUCCCGGGUUAAUAAAACUGCAAAGAAAACUAAAAAAACGACCUCCUCAAUGUACUAUCUAAACACAAUUAUUCUCAGAAAAAAAGCCAUACUUUGAGAUUUCUGGUUGAAAAGUUUUCACCGGCACCAAAAAACAAACUAUAUGAAACUUCUUUGAAUUUCCUAAUUUUUAUCGUUCCGUGUAUUUUUUUCCCUGUGAAAUAUUUGCCUAAUUUUUAUCGUGCUUGUAAUUUUUCGUUUCUAAUAUUGACGUUCCUAAAAUAAUGUAUUCCCAAAAAAAAUCGCUCCUGGUUAUUUAAAUUCCUGUAAAAUAUAGUCCCUGAAUUUAAUAGUUCCUGGUUUUGACUCUUGUGGCAAAAACACGUUCGAGUACGUGACUAAGAGAAAAAAUGAAAAAAAAAUAUUUUUAUUGUAUGUGGAUAGAGACUAUAAAAUACACUCGUUUGAGCCUCUGAAAAGUUUACAUUGCAUAACACCACCCUUCCGGUAGUACUAAAAUAGAUCCGGGAAGGUUUACAGGUCAUUUUAAUCGGAAGAGUUUACAAUCGCUCCGAUAUUGGAACAGUGUGCCAAGUUUAUGCCGAUUUUUAUGAUUUAUAAUUUUUAUUUUUUUUUUUUAACCAAAUACAUAAUUAUUAUAUUAUCUCGACGUGGUGUUUUUAAUCGGAUAUUUUUCUUUGCAGAGAGCUAUCCCGGACCACACAUCGUACUGCGCUUCAAAAGGCGCCGUCAACCAAGUGACCAGAGUGAUGAGCAUCGAACUCGGGCCGUACGGUAUCCGUACCAACAACGUCAACCCAACCGUGGUCAUGACGAAAAUGGGCGCCAAAGCGUGGUCCGACCCGGAAAAAUCCGAUCCGAUUUUGAAGAGAAUACCGUUAGGCCGAUUCGCGGGUAAUUAUUAUGAUUUGUAUUUCCUCCAGCCCCCUGCCCUUCAAGAGAGUUCUCAAAUUUCGCACGAUAAAAACAAUUCAACAACUGACGUAGGAGAAAAAUCCCCUCGCGAUUGUACCAAAUCGAUUGGAUCGUAAACGUAUCAACUAUUGUUAUACCCAAUAGAGCCGUUUUUUAUAUCGGUUUUGUUUGUUCCGGUAAAAAAAAAAAAAAAAAACGCCGAAACUUAAAGUUUCGAUUGAUUUACGAGCGCAAUAAUUGAAACAGUUUCUCUUUUGGUUUUUUUUCUCUCGCUUAUUUUCCUUAAUCAAAUACGCGAAUACUAUACCAUGACAAGUAUAUGGCUUUGGUAACCGGCGUAGGCCGAAUAAUAUAUUUAUUAGAUAGUAUACGAGUAUUAUACGGUUAUUGUUUUUCGAGUCUAUAGUUUCGGUUGUUUUUUUUUUGUUGGUUUAUAAAUGAUGUGACGUUAUCGGUUAGGUGUAUAAUGUAUACACAUAGGUAUUAAGGUAAUCGGUUAACCGUUCAUUACACUAAUAAUAUUACGCGCCGUUUUUACCGAGGUAUUUAUAUUCCGUUUGACUCAUAUACCUACUACUAUGCUAUGGCUGUAGUAACGAAGGGAGUUUGUUGGUUUUUACGACGAUUCGUUAUUAUUAAGUAUAUUAUAACAAUGUAUCGUGCAUACAGGGCGGCUCUUUUGUCGCCAAACACUCGUUGUUUCGAAAAAAAAAAAAAAAAGCCCUUUUUCCGGGGAGGGGGAGAAGACUACGGGAUUUCGGUUUUCAAACGUCCACCCAUAUGGGAAACGCCACAAAUCGCCACGGGGUAUUAUUAGUUUGAAUACAUUUCGAAAUUGACAUUUUUAGAUUUCCGUCGAUCCGUUGACGAGAUAUUCCCGGGUAGCGGGAGACUAGUGGAGCGUCAUUGACGGCGAAACCUCACCGUAGAAUAAUUAUGUACGCGAAAUUUAUACUAUAGGUACCAUGAAAUAAAUAUAAUAGAUAAAAGUUAUUUAUUUUAUUUAAAAACGAAAAAAAUAGUACUUUUCGACUACGAAUAUACGACGACAAACCCACGAUAUCGUAUUUUUAUUUUAUUUUUUUUCCCCAUGAUAACAUUUAAGGAUCGUUGCGCAUUGUGAAAGUAUAUUGUACAUUAUCAUUUACCGAUGUCAUUAAUAACUUAAUGAAUAGCUAUUAUAAUAUCCGAAACUGAUGGGAAAUGACGUCUAAAAUAUUACGAACUCGCGUAAUAACUCCGUAUAAUAACACGUAUACAAACGAUCGUUUAUUUUUCACUAACGACGCGUUCAAAUCGUUAUAAUAAUUGUUUCUGUGUAUGGAACACGUUCCAUUAUACGCGUUUCACGUCGAUUUUUGUAUUUUUGUAAUUUUUUUUACGAACCAAAAACUGUCUCUGAACAGAUUUUCAAUCAAUUACUUGUACCGGUGACGUAAUUUGGUGCAGAUUUUGGAGGGAGGAUGGACGGUUUUUUUGAAAAUUGUAUAGAGGGCGGCUACGGAAAAGAUUCUUGGGCUUAUUUUCAGGAGAGGGGGUGAGUAAGGGAUUUGAAAAAAAAAUCCAUUGCUAUUAUAACAUAAUACGUUACAUUUAAAUGAGACAAUCAGUCGGCAAAUAGAAUAUCAAUAACAAACGAAUUAGGACAUUUAUGAUAAAAUACAGAUCUAAUUGGCUCCAAAGCCAUUUCAUACAGUGUCAGUUUUCACUAACUAUGUCAAUUGACCUAUCAGUACAAUUCUAUGCGUAUGUUCAUGUAAUCGAUUCUAACGAACAAAAUAUUUAUUUAUUAAAUACGUGUGUGUAGUAUCAUAAUUUUAAAUUAUACCUCUGAUAUCGUAUUCCACGAGUCAUUUUUAACAGUGUAACCUCGGCUACGGAUUAUAAUUUUGGUUCAAAUUAAUUUCGCUCGUACAUUUAACACACGAAAUUUAGUUUCAAAACGUUUUUAUACCCUAUGAUUGUAUGAAAAAAAGCCAAGUGGGAGGAUUUGACGCCCAGAUUCCACGAUUUCGUCGCUGACCCGUAAUAGCUAUAGGUAUUUCGUUGAAUAUGAAUACCCGAAUGGCGAUUAUUUUUUCUAUAUAAAUCAACUUAAGCCGUUUCAGUUUUUUACCGUUAUAUAUUAGUUGGCGGUUUUAAAAGUGCUACCGAGACCAUAUUUUUCGUUCGCGGGUAUUCUCCGAAUGUUGUUACCGCCAUCCAUUACCAAUAUUUCUCGAGUAAGAUCCCGAACUACUUUUCGUCACUAUUGUACUCCCAUUCUAACGCGGUAUUUUUUCUACAAAAUCCAUCCAUCAUUUCCUAGGCCGAACCUCGCAGAGUGUCUUGACAAUUGGUUUCCGAUAUUCAGAACUGCUCGGUAUAUACGACGUAAUAUAUCCUACGUAAUCGAUCAAAAUGAAUACGGGAAAUUACCGAUGAUAUGAGACAAAUGUCAGUCGUGUUAUUUUCAAAAAAAAAAAUAAUAAUAAAAAAUAACCGUACCGAAGUAUAAUUAUUUUGUACGUCCAGUCGACGAAUAUUUCAAUAUUCGGACACCAGACAGUAUUCUGAAUAUACUUUUUCUCGGUCUUGUUUUAAAAAAAUUAAAAAUCAACUAUAAGAUGUGUUCUUUAGUUUACCUAGUAAAAUUCAUUUACGGGGUUAAUAACGAUUAUUCGAUUUUUCACCCGGUGUUAGUCGGUUUGAAACAUUUUUCAAAAUCCUCGGCUGUUAAAAGAUAACGCAUAAUUAUGUGUUUGUAUAAUAUUUACAGGUUCCUUGAGUCGUCAACAGAACUCUGCGAACUUACACUAUUUUCCAAUACCCACGUAUUCUUAAAAUAUUCCGAAUACCGUUUUACGUAUAAUACACUUGUAUACAAAUUAAUAUUUGUUUUGAACAUUAUUAAAAUGUGUUUUUACCCAAGUCCGUCGGACACUCAGCCGGGCUUACGAAUGAUUUUCGGUAUUAUAGUUAUUUCGGUUUUCGUCCUACUUGAAGGCAAUCGAGUCGCUCUUCUCCAAUCGUGUAUAAUACUCAGUUGGAAUGGGAAAAAACCAUAAAUAUAUUAAAACAUAUAUUUUACAUUUAUAAUAUUAUUAACAAUAAUCGCUUAUCGUAUUGAUUUAUUGUACUAUUUCAUUCAACUGCAGGAUUACUUCGCGUAUAAAUAUUAUCGCGUAUAAAUAUUAUUAUCUAAUCGUAUAUUUUUUAUGGGGUUCGUACCACGGUCAACCGAAAUUAACACGCACUUUUUAAAUGGAUGGAACGUAGUCCUCGUGAUUCACCUCGUUCGGUCUCUAUCGAAGCGUGAAAUACAAGUAGUAGAAAAAAAAAACGCUAUCAAUAAAAGUAAAUAUUUUUGUUAUUACCACCAAAAGCACGGGCCUUUAACAUAUUGUUCUGGUACAAUGACGUUCCUUUAACGUUACUUUAUGAUUUGUCUAUAAGUCUCAUUCGGUGGCGAAACUGCCAAUUUUGAAAAUGGGAGGUGUCGUAUACCGGAUAUUACUAAAUCCAAUUCGUCGGAUGAUAUUUAUCGAAAAACUCCGAUUAUAUAAUACGAAUUAAAUAAUCUAGGGUCGAAAUAUUUAACCGAAAAACUUUGGUCGGACAAUUCGACGAUUUCGAGUAUUUUUACAUAUCGCUUUUUUGAUAGUUUUAAUGUUUUUGAAAAUUACAUUUUAUUUAAAAAUUUAAAACAAAAACAAUCGAUUUGUGUGCAUGCUUGACAAAUUAUCCAUCCCUACAUGUAUACAAAUUGCCAUGAAAAAUAACUGAUUUUUAUUCUAACCGGUUGUCUAAAUAAUUAUUAAUUUUUUAAUAUUUGUGUUUUUGUUUGUUUUUAGAAACCGAUGACGUGGCCAACGUUACUCUGUUUUUGCUUAGCGACUACGCUACGUACGUGAACGGUGUAUCAAUUCCAGUCGACGGUGGAUUUUUGACCGGUUGAUCGACCAAUGCGUAUAUUUUUCAAUCGGCGAUCGUAUCAAAACGGCACAAUUAUUAUAACUGUUUGAAAAUCGAAAAAAAAAACUAGUUUAAUAUACUAUAAAAUAUACAAUUUCCCUUAUAUUUUACGAUAAAUUAUAUAAUUAGACGUGUAGCUUGAUUGAUUAUAAUAAUUAUUAUGUAUUCGUUUUGUUUAUGUGUCUAACCUUAAGACUUUUUUUUUUUUUUUGUAAAACAACAAAAUUAUUAAUAAAUUUAAUUAUGACAAAAUAAUAUAUAAGUUUUAAAACAAAAAUCUCAUGUAGUUUUAUAUUAUUUAUAAUAGAAAACUAUUAUUUCAAAUCGAUUCACCUCGUUAUUUUAUAAUAUUUCUUUAGGUAUAAUUUUAUUUGUCCGAUCGAUUUAAUUUUUAGAAUAAUGAAAUAUUGUACUGAUAGCUUAUUAUGAUUUGAAUUUGGUUUACAUAUUAUUGUACAGAUCAAUAAUUUUUAAUGUGUAUCGACUUUAUGAAAUAAACAAAAAUAUCGUGAAGAGUAUUUCGAAUUUCAAUAGUUAAAAAUUUAGAAUUUGGUACCUAAUCUUUGUAUAAUAUAUUAUUUUCUCAAUAAUCAAUUGAAUUAAAACAAAAACCUCUUAAAUAUCUAAAUCAUAAAUUAAAGAUAUUAUUAAGGAUGGGCCAGUUAACUCAAUUUAUUUCGAUAAUAUUAACUCAGUUAAAUUGAAUUAAUCGAAUAACAUCUUUACAAGUUAAUUGUUAGGGAUUGUUUCUUUGUUUUAUGUAAAGUUAACGAAGUCACGUUAAAUUUAAAUUGUU